Messenger RNA from Penaeus chinensis, 2453 nucleotides. RefSeq lists its product as uncharacterized. NCBI's taxonomy places the organism in Eukaryota, Metazoa, Arthropoda, Malacostraca, Decapoda, Penaeidae. The coding region runs from base 1 to 1107 and encodes 368 amino acids. The record is from RefSeq and is a predicted model, not a curated record. The transcript has 8 exons.
AUGUCCUCAGAGGUGGAUUUCCCCUGGCUGCCGUUCUGGAGCAGCUCGGUGUCUUUUUUUGCGUCCAGGAAAUGGUUCGUCGUCGUCUGCAGUGCCAGAGGAGAGCCAAGCGUUAUAACGGGAGAGAAGCGCGAGACAAGUGCCGCAACACCUGAAUUAUUUAUGUUGACUUCCGCACUGGGUGAACAGCUCUCACGCAAAUUGGAUCUAUUUGCACUUGCACAGGAUCCAUGCGUUUUGUACUUGAAGUUGAAGGUUGCUUUUAUCCCUGAAAAUGACACGGACUCGCUCGCCGACUCCUCACUCGCCUCACGUGACCCGCCUCUGCUGGUGCCUCUCACCCGUCACUCCGGCUCUUCGUUCCCCGUGCCACCAGUGAGCGUUCCCUCGGUGCCUGAGUCGGACCCGCUUUACCUGCGCUCUCGCACCGCUCGCACGGCUACGCGCUUCUCAGAUUCCCAGUCUCUACAAAACGAAAUGAAAAUGAAGCUGAGCCUGUUGGUGCUGACCGGGCUGGUCGCCGUGGCAACGUCCAUGACGGUGUCGAUGAAGGAGGCGGCCGAGCUUCCCGAGGAACUGAAGCCCAUCGUGCCCGGCGGCUCGUGGUUCGACGACAUGGCGGUGGAGCGACUGCGGAAGAAGCACGAGGAGCUCAGAGAACUGGGUCGUCUGGAAUCGCACGAGCACAGUGACGAUGACGAAGAGAUGUUCAUCAUGGCCCGCCUCGGCUCGCAUCCGGUGGUGAAGCUGCCCGAGGGAGAGGAGGCCGCGGAGAAGCUUCAUGACCAUCACCACAAUCAUGACCAUCUGGCCAGUCAGAAUACCCGUGAGGCCAUGAGGUCGUUCCUGCGCCAGCAUUCCUUCCAGAAGAAGAAGGUCGCGUCCCUCCACGAGCACGACCUCGAGGACUCUGAGGCUGGGAGCGGGCCGGAGGUCGCGGCCUCGAAGGAGUUCAUGGAGGUGUACGAGAGAGAGCUCAAGAAGUUCUUCAGCAAUUUCAUGAGUGCAAUGUUGCAGGCUGAGGUCGGAGGAGUGAGAAUCGAGAACCGAAGCGAGGAAGACAAGGACAGUUUGAACGGACGUCCGAAUGCGGUCGCGUCUCCUUGAGGAGUCUCAGCGGCGCAGAUCCUCCAAGCGACGCCUGGUUACCUCCCUUCGCUGGUUACCUCUCUUCACCUCCUUGCACGCCGCAGUGGUUCCCAAUGGCUCCUAGUUUCCUUCCUUCGCUGGCUGACCUCCUUCACCUCUGUCGAUGCCGCAGUUUGUCCCAAUGGCUCCUGGUUCCCUCCUUCGUUGGCUGAUCUCUUUGUCCUCUCCUUCGCCCCCUUCCACGUCGUACCUUGUCCCUGUGGACCUGAUUUCCCUCCUUCGUUGCUUGACUUCAGUUCUCUAUCCUGCCACUCCUCCCGAAUUCUUCCUUCUGUUCUCCUCGACUUUGAGGACCAUCUCCUCCUAAACGUUGCUUCGAAUCUUUCAUCUUCCUCAGCUCCAGAUUUCUUGCUGAUUUUCUUCCCGAUCGUCUGCGGGUCGUCUCAGCGUCGGCCAUUUUUCUCCCCGAUUUUCUUCCUGUCCGAUUUUCUUCUCUGAUUUCGAUCGUUUGAUUCUUUUCUUCGCCAUUCCAGUGGCUUCAUCGGUAUUAUUUGUGGAGUGUUCGCGUAUAUAUUUUUUUCUGAACUUUGUGAGUCCUGAAGGUCCAUUUUUUCCCAUGAGAUUCUAUCGGUCAUUUCUGUUAUUGAUUUUUCUUUGAACAUUUUCUUUUCACAUCUUUGCCAUUCUAAACAUAAUUUUAGCCUUCCAUUCCUUGAUAGACGCAAUACGAUCAGCUGUUCCCUGUCCCCUUCCUACCAGAUUCAUGUCAAAUUCAUUAUUUAUUUCGCAAACAUGUACAUAAAAAAAAGUGUCCGAUGGCUUUGUGUAUUAGUAUGUUUUAUCUAUAACUUUCAUUAUAGGAAAAGUAAAAUUUACCAAAAUUGUUAUAAAACAAUGUUAUCCACGGCGUUCCUAUAUAAUAUAGCGAUCUCCUCUAUCACGUGAUGACCUACUUUCCUGAACAGUGUUUCCAAGUUAAAGUACGAGCAUAAUAAUGUUUUAGUGACUUGGUAACACUAAUUAUUUUUCUUUCUCCCUUCAGUGUACUGAUGUAUGUAUUUUGUUCGUCUUAUCACUGCCUUUUGUAAACAAGAAUCUUUAUAUAUAUAUAUUUAUUUAGCUAGAAUAGAUUUAAUUUUAAGCUCACUGUAGAGAUAUAAUAUGUAUAUCAAGAAAUGUAGAAUUAAAGUGCAUUUACAGUCAACGAAGAGUACUGUUAUAGAUCUCUCUUUCUGUAUGACAACUCAAAGUUUAUGUGUGUUUUUGUAAUUCACAAAACCUCAUUACAGAAAGACUAAGCAAAGCACAAUGUAUAGGGAUUUGGGAAGCUUAUUUCAGCCCUAGAAUAAAUUUGCAAAUGUGCA